Messenger RNA from Aricia agestis (brown argus), 1158 nucleotides. It is a transcript of the gene Dbx, whose product is annotated as homeobox protein DBX1. NCBI's taxonomy places the organism in Eukaryota, Metazoa, Arthropoda, Insecta, Lepidoptera, Lycaenidae. Gene Ontology annotation, biological process: regulation of transcription by RNA polymerase II. The record is from RefSeq and is a predicted model, not a curated record. The transcript is spliced from 6 exons. Gene Ontology annotation, molecular function: DNA-binding transcription factor activity, RNA polymerase II-specific; DNA binding. Bases 1 to 1095 code for a protein of 364 amino acids.
AUGCACCCCGCGGAGCAGCGUAGACCCGGCGCGAUCGAGCUCGACCGGCUGGUGUCGGACAACAUGCUGCGCACCAUCCGGAGCCUGUGCUACGAGAAGGGCGCCCCGUCGCCGUUCCUGGUGGACGACAUCCUGCAGCGCGCCGCGCGGCCGGAGCCCGAGCCGGACGAGGUGGAGGCCGGCGAGCGCGCGGACGAGGAGGAGGGCUGCGGCUGCGGCGGCGCGUGCCCCCCGUCCGGCUGCCGCACGCGCGCUGACCGCCGCUACCUCAGCACGGACGAGCUGGUGCGCGCCUGCGACGCCGACCAGAAGAAGCCGCUGCUGAAGUUCAGCGUCAGCGCCAUCCUGGGCGAGGAAGGUCGUCAAACAACAAAAAAUCGGUUUAGCGAGUACCGCGACGCCGCCGCCGCCGCCGCGCCCUGGCCCAUCGCCAAGCCCGUCGCCAGCCGCCCGCUGCCGCACCUCCACCUGCAGCACCUCCUGCAGCACUGCCACCACCCCUACCUAGUGCGGCCGGCGGCGGCGCACACGACGGUGUUCCCGCUGCCGGGCGGGUUCCCGUGGGCGCACAGCUCGCGGGGCAAGCCGCGGCGCGGCAUGAUGCGGCGCGCGGUGUUCUCCGACUUGCAGCGCAAGGGGCUGGAGAAGCGCUUCCAGGUGCAGAAGUACAUCUCCAAGCCCGACCGGAAGAAGCUCGCCGAGAAGCUCGGCCUCAAGGACAGCCAGGUCAAAAUUUGGUUUCAAAACCGUCGGAUGAAGUGGCGGAACUCGAAGGAGCGCGAGCUGCUGGCGUCGGGCGGGUCGCGCGAGCAGACGCUGCCCAACAAGAACAACCCGCACCCCGACCUCUCCGACGCCGAGCUCGACAAGCCCAAGCCCUCCCCGCCGUCGCCGCGCUCCCCGCGCUCGCCCCACUCGCCCCACUCGCCCGCCGGCGACGACGACCUGCGCGCCCGCAUGUUCGCCUCCACGUCCGCCGACUACCGCUACGACGAGAGGGCCGCGCUGUUCGCCCGCGACUUCCCCGCGCCCGACGACGACGCCGACUUCGACAGCGACGCCAGCGCCUCCGACGAGGAGAUCAACGUCACAUGACGUGCUUCGGCCCCCCUCGCCGACAGUGAAUCUUCCGUUCGAUCCUACUUCACCCGACUGUAA